Messenger RNA from Micropterus salmoides (largemouth bass), 2226 nucleotides. Its product is annotated as dispanin subfamily A member 2b-like. Bases 81 to 503 code for a protein of 140 amino acids. Gene Ontology annotation, cellular component: plasma membrane. Lineage: Eukaryota; Metazoa; Chordata; Actinopteri; Centrarchiformes; Centrarchidae. The transcript has 2 exons. The record is from RefSeq and is a predicted model, not a curated record.
UUUAAAAGGAAGUCAACACAGUGACAGUUCUUGCACACUUUCUUGCAACCUACACUCUAAACUACUUUAAGCUGACAACGAUGAAUCCUAUAGGUCACCCGGCUGAUGCUGUUCCGUUACAGGGAAGGUAUGAUGGGCAGUUUGUCCAGCCUGGACAGCCUGGAGGACCUACAGUGGUUCAGUACACCACUGUGAACAUGACCACUGAGCCCCCCAAGGACCACAUCAUCUGGUCUCUCUGCUGCUUUUUGUACUCAAACCCGUUCUGCCUCGGACUGGCAGCUCUCAUCUUUUCUAUCAAGGCCAGGGACCGGAAGGUGGUUGGAGAUCUGGAGGGUGCCCGACACUACGGCUCAACUGCCCGCUGUCUCAACAUCUGGGCCACUGUCCUGGCUUCCAUCGCGAUCUCCAUUUGCAUUAUUAUACUGAUUGUCAGUGCUGUACAGGCAAAUCAAAUGUACAGACACUACAAUACCAAUUACCAUUACAAUUACAGAGGUUAAAUUUCAAAAGUGUUAAAUGAGUAGCUUGCUGCUGUGGCUUGGUGAUCCUUGUGUUUCUCUACUUCAUGCUCAUGGCACUAUUUGUAACUUUUUAUACAUUUUUAGUAAUAUCCUCAAGCAAAACAGAUUCACAUUUUUAUUGGUGUUACAAAAGUCUUAAAAGGAACUCCUGCUCAACUACAACGACUUUUUACCCACUAGCUUCCUUAAAACAGUUUUGAGAAGCCUAAUCAAAGAACUAAGAGUCAAGCCAGAAUCUUGAACCUAUCUCGGACUCAGAUUUAAAUGUCAACAGUCGCAUCAUCUUUAUCUGCUUACUACCAUCUAAAAAUAUUGCUAGAAUCAGAGGAUGACUGUGCAAGCAAGACCAAGAAAAGCUUACCAAUGCCUUUAUUUCCAGUAGAUUAAUGUCAGACUUUUCCUGUCUGCGAGAACCAUGUCUUAGCAAUUGUUUCUGCAGCACAGUUUUAUUUGUCAAUAAAUUAAAGUUAUAAUUUCCGUUGAGUAACUUUUCUGAAAUCUGCUUGUGAGAUUUUGAGAGAAAAAAAAGAAUGUUUUUGUAAACACACUGGCAUUAUUUCCACAAUUAUAGUUUUACCAUGUAUUAAACUUUUUCAUUUUAAUGUAAAGUUUGAUCAAAUGGCAGAAUAACAGAUGUAACCUAUGAGUGAGCUUGUGAGCUUGUCUGCAGGGCUUUAUCUGUUAAGUCCUUGUAUUAGCAUAGAAGGGACACGGCAAAUUGAUUUUACAAUCUCUUCUAGUUUUUACACUUAUUUCCGCUCAUUUGUGUUCUUUGUGAUCUUUGAUCUAGCCAUAGCUAACCACACGCUACCACCCCUAGAAAAAAAGACAGACCUCAUUUCUACAUGCCCUUUUAAUAAGGUCAGAAGUGAACAUUACAGUUUUAUCCAAAGCGACUUACAGUUAUAUGUCACACACCUCUGGAGCAACUAGGGAAGUGGGUUGCUUAGGGCUGCAUUGGCGGAUGUGUUGCAGAAUUAAACCUUGAUCUCCUACACCAAAGGCAUGUGUCUUAUCCGCUGCUCAAACGCAACCCCUUCCUAUCUGGCUGGUCGUCUUCUGCAUGUUGGAAAAUUCAAAGGAGUAAAAAAAAGCAUCAUCACCCCAGAAAUAACUUGGUAUGGAUGACAAAAUUUAAUCCCAUUAGCAAUAAAACACUUUUAUCUUCAAUCUUAAUUCAUCCACCUAUUGCCUUGAUGUUUUACCCACUAGCUUCCUUAAAACAGUUUUGAGCAGCCUCAGAAUCUUGAACCUAUCUCGGACUCAGAUUUAAAUGUCAACAGUCACAUCAGUCACAUAAUCUUUAUCUGCUUACUACCAUCUAAAAAUAUUGCUAGAAUCAGACGAUGACUGUGCAAGCAAGAGUAGUAAACAAAGGUUAGCUCUCAUGAACGCGCUUAAAUCGGGCAUCACAAACAAGGACCCUAUGAAAUUCAUGAUAUUACCUACAGUUAUCUAUAUACAACUAAAUUAAGUUAAGUAUAGUGUAUUAUAAUCCUUGUGCCUCAUCAAAAUGCAGGGAGAAAUAUCAAGAUUUUAAAGCAUAUAAUGCAGAGAAUCUUGCUUCCUCUUGUGUUGGAAUGACUGGGAAAUAUGGGUUGUGGGUGAUUCAGUGUGGGUCUAUGUAUGCUUUUUCUUAACUUUGAUUAAACUGUCUUAUAGUAAAUAAUAAUGACAAUUAAACUUUCUCAGUAACAAGCUG